AAUAUGGCUACUAAUCCUAUUAUUAGUGAUAAAAUAUUGAGGAAAGUUAAGAGAAAUUUCACAACGACUAGCAUUUGAUAUCUUCAUAAUGCAGGGUUAGGGUUACAGACCAAAAUGAACCAUACUCGUUCUUUGGUUAAAUCCAAAGAAGGAAAAAGAACAACUGAUAUUGAGGAGUUUGUGAAUCAUAAUGAUUCUUUUAAAAGCUCUUAUGAUGAACAUACAGAAGAGCUUUAUGAAAAUAAACUUAAGCCAGGAAAGUGGAAUACUCCCUUCUUUUCUCCAGGCCAUAAGCAAACUUCUCAGAAAAAUUCAGUAAGAGCAGAGAUGAAGCAUAGUAAAUCUUUGAAGUAUCAUGUGCUCUACAAGCAUGACAAUCAGAAGAAUGUUUUCCCAAAUUUAAAGUCUUGCUUUACUAAUGACCUUAAAGAGAAGAAAUCCUAUUCAAAAUUCAGGAAAGAAAUGAACUCUAGCCAUAAAAGCAAGCAGCCACCAUUUGGAAGUAGUUUUGGAAAAUAACGACACAAGAACCAAAGAAGAACACAAAUCAUAUCUAAAGUCCUUUUCGUCUUAUGGAUCAUUCUGUAAAAAUGAAAAUCCCAAUAGAGUUCAUCGAAACCUUAUUUGCUCUAGUAAUUUUAGAAAGAAAAAACAGAAUACAAAUGCAGCCAAGAUAGGCAGAAGGAGUGGAUCUCAGCCAAUUCUUAAGCUUCCAAAAAGAUCAGGAAAUGAAGAAUAUAUAAAGCUUUGUAAAGUCCCAGAAACUGUAGUUUAUCUAAAGAACUUUGUGACUCUUAAUAAGAAUGUUCUUGGGAGACUGAAAGAUGCUAAUAAACUGAAGGCUGUAGACUUCAAGCAUAAACUUUGGAAGCCUGAUUUAAUCAGAAACCUUGCCCUGAAGUGUCCAUCCUCGAAGCUCAAGAAUGCUUGAAAAAUGCCUCGCUCCUCUCUACGGCUUCGUACUAAAAUCCGGUCUUCCAAGCCCCAUCACCCACUUCUAUCCCCACAAACCCUCACCAAGAACCACCAGUUCAGUAUAAAGAAGAGACUGCAAGAGAUCAUGAACAUUCCAAUAAAAUUCUAAAAUUCAAAUUUAGUGAUUAUAUAAGGGGUUUUGGGGUUUUGG
This is a messenger RNA of Moneuplotes crassus, 1126 nucleotides long. Lineage: Eukaryota; Ciliophora; Spirotrichea; Euplotida; Euplotidae. The record is from the annotation of a GenBank genome assembly.